GCAUCUGUUCAGUGCGAAGGAGAAUGAGCACGGCCAUGUCGAGUUAAACGCACACUGAGAAAAAAAGCACACAAAAGAACCCAAAACAGCCGUCAGACCAAGCGAAUCUAAAGAGAGCGUGAGAAGAGCAGUCGAGCAACCCCGAAGGACUGAUUUAAAGCGCAAAGAUGAGCGGAGGGACGCCUUAUAUCGGCAGCAAGAUCAGCCUGAUCUCAAAGGCCGAGAUCCGAUAUGAGGGAGUUUUAUACACCAUCGACACUGAGAACAGCACUGUAGCUCUGGCGAAAGUCAAAUCGUUUGGCACUGAGGAUCGCCCCACAGACAGACCCAUCCCCCCUCGAGAUGACAUCUUUGAGUACAUCAUAUUUCGAGGAAGCGACAUCAAAGAUCUGACUGUGUGCGAGCCACCCAAACCCACCUGUAAUCUUCCUCAGGACCCGGCCAUCGUGCAGUCCUCUCUCGCAUCCACCACUGGCCCUGCGGCUCCUUCCUUUCAGUCGUACACCCCCUUCAGUCGAGCCCCUGUGGCCCCGUACAGCCAGUUCAGCUCCAGUCCACUGGUACCCCAGGCGUUCGGAGCAGCAGUCGCUGGUGGAAGCAGCUCAGGUCCUGCGUUCAGUAGCGAGAGAAGCAGUACUGCCCCUCUGUCCCAGAGCACUGCUUUACCUCACUCGCUGAGUCACGAAGUCGAAGGUCGUUCGAGCCCGUCUCUGGAGCCCCUAAAGAAAACCCCGACCCUGGAGCAUGCGGUUCAGACAGCCAGUGUCGCUCCCCCUGCAACUGCAGCAGGUUCAGUGAGUCAGAGGUGUCCUGGAGCACCUCGACCCGCGCUCAGUGCUCAGAAACCUGCUGAAAACCUGGAGCUAAACAAGGCGUCUGAUGUUCAGAAGGUCACCCGGGAAUUACUUUGCCCAGAAUCGGACACAAACAGGCCUGAUAACAAAGACUCAAACAAACGGCAGUCUGGAGGUGGUGCUCCUUCGAUGAGGAAGGGACGGGGCAGUGGGGGCGGAGGCGGCGGUCAGCGUGGAAGGGGCAGGUUUAAUGGCCGCAGAGAUGGACCAAUGAAAUUUGAGAAGGACUUUGACUUCGAGAGUGCCAACGCCCAGUUCAAUAAGGAGGAGAUCGACCGCGAGUUCCAGAGCAAACUCAAGAUUAAAGAUGAGAAGGGUGAGAAAUUGGAGAAGACCCUGAAUGGAGAGGAGAAGACCGAUUCAGGUGUGGAAACUCAGAACAGUGAAGGCAAUGCUGAUGAGGAAGAUCCACUGGGACCCAACUGUUACUAUGACAAAACCAAGUCCUUCUUCGACAACAUCUCUUGUGAUGGCUCUAGAAAGGAGAAAUCUGGAGGUGCUCCUGGGAGAGAGCGAAGGCACACCUGGGCGGAGGAGAGGAGAAUGAAUGCAGAGACUUUCGGUAUUCCACUGCGUCAUAAUCGUGGACGUGGAGGUUUCCGGGGCAGAGGUGGUGGCAUGGGCUUCCGUGGUGGUCGCGGGCGUGCAGCCAGCAGGGGCUCGUUCAUGCCCUCCCGUGGGGGCGGAGCCGGAUUCAGGGGUGGUUUCAGAGGUGGCAGAGGAGGGCGAGAGUUCUCUGAUUUUGAAUACAGGAAGGAGAACAAAGUGGCAGCAUAGUGAAACCUGAAGAUCAGAUCAUCCUAACAGCCAAGAAUCUACACUCAUCAACAUCUAGAUUAACGCUUUGGUUUCGACUCCUGACCAACAGGAACUCACACUCUCUCUCUCUCUCUCUCUCUGUUUAACACCAGCGUAGGUGUGGCCUGCCUUCUGCUGGACACGCAGCUUUGAGGUUUUUUUUUAAUCCUUAUUCCUUUUUAAGAAAAAAAAAAUGACAAGUCUUUUGGAAACAUUUGAUCUUUGUUUGAGGGGAAAGAGAAUUUGUGUAUAAAAUGCCAUCGAAUUAUUAUCUGGUAUUUUUGCAUCAAACCUUUAGUUCCUUUCGUAACAAACACAGGAAUGGUUUGAUAAUACUUUGUGUGGUGAACAGAACCCCGCUGAUACUGUGAGCGCUCCUCAGUCAAAUAGCUUUAUUAUGUUUAUUUUGUUGGAUCUAGUCUCUGGUGUCUUCAGAAGCAAAAAAAAAAAAAAAAAACUGGUCUAGAGGCUGUAAGGUUUGUGACAGACCAAAAUGAAACUGAAACCACCUAAUCGAAAUAAAUAUUUAAUCUCCCAAGAGCCUGCUAGAUUCGCACAUGUGGAACAUGCGCUUGAUGGUUGUCCAUCUGUAUAGAUGAUAUUUACUUAUUAAUUUGGUAGGUUGACAUGGUUUAAGUCUUUAGUGUUUAGUUACGUUAAAAAAAAACUUUUUUAGUUUGAGAUCUGCAUAUAAUCUGGACAAGCCUCUUUUUAGUUCUGUACUGUGUACACAUUUCAGACAACAUCAAUAUCGAACAAUAGGUCAGACCACCCUCCAGCGUCUCACUCAGAAACAUCCCGAUUUAUGAUUGAAUGUAUUGAUUAAUUCAACGAUGUCUGGAUGAACUCUUGUUGAAGGGUAUUUUUUUCUUUCUCUUUUAAACAGUUUUGUCCCGAAGUCCUCUCUGCCACUGUAUGCAGGAUGUUAGUUUGUCCCUGCUGGAUUAGACUUCUGUGUCCUGUCUUGAAAAUGUAUUUUGAGAAUUGAGUGCCAGUUAUUCUUGCCUUUAGAUGUCAAUUAUAGAUUUCUAAGAGGGCUUUUUGAUAAAAACUCAUCAAACCGUUAUCAAUGGCCAAUUAUGAGCCCCAUCACUGUUUAACGGCAAGAUCUUCAGGAGAGAUCCGCCGAACUCUUUAAGAACAAGAUUAGAUGUCUCAAGAAUUGUAUUAAUUUGCACUUUAAAGAAGCGUAACGCCUCCAUACAGUCACAUCUGUGUCAUAGAUGAAAAUUUGAUGAUGUCAUUUCAUUAUCCUCAUUCACCAGAUGAAUAUUGUCACAGGACCCAAAGCAUGGAACAGAAAAGUAAUUGUCUGGUGACUUGGAUGAAUUAUAAAAGGAUAUUUUAGGCGAAUAGAUUUGUCUUAAAGGGAUAGUUCACCCCACCUCCCACCUUUUGGGUGAACGAUGUCUUUAAUCGGGACAAAAUUGCAGUAUUUCUCUUGAAUGCAUAAAUCCAUUGACUUAUUAACUGGAUAGAAAGAUGGUUUCAUUGCAUAGCUCUGGCCUUGAAGUAAAAUGUUAUGAUGCCCAGUCUGAAUACAAAAUGAGUGUCCAUAAAGCCCUUUUGUGAGUAGUUCCAGUUCAUGUUUGAAUCUCUUGUAUGUUUGUGCAUUAUUUCAGAUACCAGCCGUCUAUUGCUCUUUUAAUUGUGGACAAGUUUGUGUGCCCUACUUAUCCAUCCCUUUUGAAUGUCGCUGAAGCACUAGUUCCUGUACUAAUGGGUUCAUUUAGUUAUUUUGAGUUAUGAGUCAUGUGGUGUACUUCAUAUUUUUAAUUUAAGGGAUCCAAAGACUGAAUUAUGACUACAUUUUUGGAGGGGAAAUGCUCUUUCAGCUUGUUCUACUUUUAUUUUCUCAUUUAUAUCCCCAGAGUUUGGCAUCUUGUUUGUUUCAUAUUUGAAGCGCUACUUGUAUUAGCUAAACUGCUCCCUUUUAAAAGCACUACAGGUUUGCAGAGAAAUCUCUCAGACACACAGGCAGCUGGUUAAAUGCAGUGAUUAGCCACUGCGCUGAUCACUCCAACGAGGGCAUGCUGGGAAAUCUAUCGAGUCACAGGUAUUGGUGCAGAGUGGCUGAAAUCGGACUGGACUGAGAUGUCGAAUUAAACCUCAGGCCUGAUACAGUAAUAAAGUUUAUGCCUAACCUUGUAUAAGAUUUCAAACUAGACACGUGCAGAGUGUUUCAUGUAAUACAGGGUUGACAAAUGAUUUUUGUGCUAAGUCCUCUGGAAGAAUUUGACUGGCAAAGUUUUUGUUUCAUGAAUUCAAGCAAUUGUACAUGAUGUGCUCUUAGAGGGAUUCAAACGGGCAGACAGAAGUUUUUAUUCAAACAAGAGAAAUAAAUAGUUGUUCAGUA
Molecule: messenger RNA, 4008 nt
Organism: Myxocyprinus asiaticus (Chinese sucker)
Lineage: Eukaryota; Metazoa; Chordata; Actinopteri; Cypriniformes; Catostomidae
Product: protein LSM14 homolog A-like
Exons: 11
Coding region: 168-1631 (487 amino acids)
Biological process (GO): P-body assembly; cytoplasmic stress granule assembly
Cellular component (GO): P-body
Molecular function (GO): mRNA binding
Source: RefSeq, a predicted model, not a curated record